This is a messenger RNA of Cyanidioschyzon merolae strain 10D, 1404 nucleotides long. Its product is annotated as plastid terminal oxidase. Gene Ontology annotation, biological process: alternative respiration. Gene Ontology annotation, cellular component: mitochondrion. The transcript has a single exon. Gene Ontology annotation, molecular function: alternative oxidase activity. The record is from RefSeq and is a predicted model, not a curated record. Bases 1 to 1404 code for a protein of 467 amino acids. Lineage: Eukaryota; Rhodophyta; Bangiophyceae; Cyanidiales; Cyanidiaceae.
AUGGAAACUGGUCCAACACAUAUGGGCAGAGGCCGUGCUCGCUGUGCUCCGGGCAACGGCGGAGCGCAUGCAGUUCUGUUCGUUCCGGCUAGACACCUGUUGCGCGAGGAAAGAAAAGCACCAACGUCACCAAGAGUGGCGUGCUCGCGGUACCGCGACAGGAAGCUGCUUCAAAUACGCUCCCUGCGUAUGGAACAAUCAAGCCAGCGACUGCCGAAAGGAAGGCUAGAGAACUUCUUCGUGCUACUCGGGAAACAGUGCGUGCGGGAGAUCCGUGGCACCGUCGAAGCCGUUGCAGCUGCCACGACGCGGCAGGCGAAGACUCCGUCCGCGUCGCAGGCGCGUCUAGCGGAGCUCGCGAUCUCCGACGAGCUCAUCGCCAAACGCGAGAGCCUCCGGGAAAGUGCAACGCAUUACCUGAAAGCGGCACCAUGGCUUUCGAGAAUGACCUAUACUCUUUUGUGCCGCUUGAUCGAAAUGCUCUUUCGCGACAGACCCAUCGAACGUUUUUGGUUUCUGGAAAUGGUUGCUCGCGUUCCCUACUUCUCUUUUCUAUCAGUGUUGCAUUUGUAUGAAUCGUUGGAUCUUGCUCAUCUCACGGAGCUUCGGCGCGCUCAUUUCAUAGAAGAGUGGAACGAAAUGCACCAUUUACUGAUUAUGCAAGCGCUUGGUGGCGACGGCCGGUGGCUGGACCGCUUCCUCGCAUAUCACGUGUCUCUCGUGUACUACUGGGCACUGGUUCUCCUCUACAUGAUCGCACCAGCGGUCGCGUACAACUUCAGUGAGCUCUUAGAAAAGCAUGCCUACGACACGUACGCGGUGUUCAUCGAGCAAAAUGAGACGCUGCUGCGCACGCUGCCGGCACCUUCGGUUGCCCGAGCGUACUACGAAAGCGGUGAGCGCUUCCGUUUCCGAGCGGACACCAUCAAUGCAGAGACGCACGCGUGCGAGGGCCCCCCGGUUGCGACGCUGUUCGACGCUUUCGUGAACAUUCGCGAUGAUGAGGGCGAGCACAUCAAAAUGAUGGAAUUCUGCCAGACGGAAAUCAUCAGCACUGGACAAGCUUCGGCGACAGGAGACCAAGCCGAUCUGUGUGGAUCGAGAGCGGCGGAGGCACCAGCACUCGCGGGUCUCCUGGCGACUUUCUCGACAUGCAUUCGUUCAUCGGAAGAUCGCGAUCGCUGGAAUCGCUGGCAAGCAAGCGCUGAGGAAUGGAAACGGAAGCACAGCAGAACGCCAGUGCCAUUUCUGAAACCAUCUGGAGCCGCAAGUGCGCAGCUGACACGCAACUGGAAAGUGCACGCUAACGAGGGGUACGCCCCUAUCCCCGAAGCGACGGACCGAGGUGGACAUGCUCUAGAGAACGGUCAUGUGGGGCCAGGAGCGUCGUCUCCGACAGCGUAG